UGUACAGCCUUCAACAAAGACGACAAAUGCUUGGGAGGAACACAUAUUGAUCGAUUAGGGCAUUUUAAUGGUUUAAACUAUCGUGUUUUAAUUUGUGUAGUGCGGUCUGAGGAUGAUGAACAGACGGGGCGUUCUUCAAAGCGUUGGCUUUGUCUUUUUCUUUGUUGUGGUGCACCACGCACACGGAGACCUGAGCUAUUCUGUACAGGAGGAGCUGAAGCGCGGAUCUGUUAUUGGGAAUGUCGCCAAGGAUCUCGGACUGGAGGUGGGCAGACUAUCUGCUCGCAAAGCUCGUGUUGACAUGGAAGGAAACGAAAGACAAUAUUGCGGGAUCAACCUUCGAAGCGGGGAUUUAGUCGUUGCGGAAAGAAUAGACAGAGAGGAGCAUUGCGGAGAAAAGCCUUCAUGUGUUCUUAAAUUCGAGCUGCUAUUAGAGAAUCCACUGGAGUUACACCGAUUGUCCCUGCAGGUGCAGGACGUGAACGACAAUGCACCAAUUUUCCCGAAGGAUGUUAUAAAGCUUGACAUUAGAGAAUCAGCUGACAAAGGAGCGAAGUAUCGCAUUAAUGCAGCACAAGAUGCUGAUAUAGGCAAGAAUUCAGUUGAAAGCUACAUUUUGCAACAAAACCCCCACUUUGUGUUCAGUAUUCAGACGACAAAUGCUGGCAGUAAAUACGGUGAGUUGGUUUUAGAUAAGGAGUUAGACCGGGAGGAGCAGCAGGAAAUGAAAUUAUUGCUCACAGCUGUGGAUGGUGGUUCUCCUCAGAGAUCCGGGACUGUAGUCAUACACGUCGUUGUGCUUGAUGCUAAUGAUAACGCCCCGGUGUUUACUGAGGCCGUAUAUACAGCCACGUUACCGGAAAACUCCCCUUUUCAUACUCCAGUUAUCACUGUAAGUGCAUCAGAUGCAGAUGAAGGUGCCAACGGAGAGGUUACGUAUGAAUUUAGCCGAAUAUCAGAUAAAUCACAAAAGCUUUUUUCACUAGAUGAGAAGACUGGAGAAAUCAGUGUGUCUGGUGACAUAGAUUAUGAAGAGGGAUCGAAAUAUGAAGUGUUAGUUGAGGCCAAAGAUGGUUAUGGCCUCUCUUCAGAAGCAAAAGUAAUUAUUGAUAUCACUGAUGUGAACGACAACGCCCCAGUUAUAUAUCUGAAAUCACUCAGUAGUCCCAUACCUGAGAACGUGUCACCUGGUACAGAGGUGGGCAUCAUUAACGUGCAGGACAGAGACUCUGAGAGUAAUGGGCAGGUCCGCUGCUCCAUUCAGCAAAACGCCCCCUUUAAAUUGGUUCCUUCUAUUAAAAACUAUUAUUCUCUGGUGACCACAGGACAACUGGACCGUGAACUAGUGUCUGAUUACAACAUUACAAUCACCGCCACUGACGAGGGCUCUCCACCUCUGUCCUCCUCUAAAACUGUUCAGUUAUCUGUAGCAGACAUCAACGACAACCCACCGGUGUUUGAGGAACAGUCCUACAGCGCAUAUGUGACUGAAAAUAACAAACCUGGCUCCUCUUUAUGUUCCGUUAGUGCUCGAGACCCCGACUGGAGACAAAACGGUACAGUGAUUUAUUCUCUGUUACCCGGUGAGGUGAACGGUGCCCCGGUGUCCUCCUAUCUGUCUGUUAACGGAGACACGGGGGUGAUCCACGCUGUGAGGUCGUUUGAUUAUGAACAGUUCAGGAGUUUUAAAGUCCACGUGAUGGCCAGAGACAACGGUUCUCCUCCGCUCAGCAGCAACGUGACCGUCAGUGUCUUCAUAUCGGAUGUGAACGACAACUCUCCUCAGAUUCUGUACCCCGCCCCGGAGGGCAACUCCUUCAUGACCGAGCUGGUCCCCAAAGCUGCACACGGAGGCUCUCUGGUGUCCAAAGUGAUAGCGGUGGACGCGGACUCCGGACAGAACGCCUGGCUGUCCUAUCAUAUAGUCAAAUCCACUGAUCCGGGACUUUUCACUAUCGGGGUCCACAGCGGAGAGAUCAGGACCCAGCGGGACAUUUCUGAGUCUGACAGCAUGAAACAGAACCUUAUUGUGGCAGUGAAAGAUAACGGACAGCCCUCUCUCUCUGCCACCUGCUCCAUGUAUUUACUUAUUUCUGAUAACUUGGCUGAGGUGCCAGAACUGAAGGACAUUUCUUAUGAUGAGAAGAACUCCAAGCUGACCUCAUACCUGAUCAUCGCGCUGGUGUCUGUGUCCACCUUUUUCCUGACCUUCAUUAUCAUCAUCCUGGGUGUGAGGUUUUGUCGCAGGAGAAAGCCCAGACUGUUGUUUGAUGGAGCAGUCGCCAUCCCCAGCGCUUAUCUCCCUCCUAAUUACGCAGAUGUUGACGGCACAGGAACUUUACGCAGCACUUACAAUUAUGACGCCUACCUGACAACGGGUUCUAGGACCAGUGACUUUAAGUUCGUGUCAUCUUACAAUGACAACACACUGCCUGCUGACCAGACUCUGAGGAAAAGCCCAACAGACUUUCCUGAAGUGUUUGGAGAUUCUGAUUCUUCUCCUGAGGUAGGGACGGAUUGCGGUCUGAGGAUGAUGAACAGACGGGGCGUUCUUCAAAGCUUUGGCUUUGUCUUUUUCUUUGUUGUGGUGCACCACGCACACGGAGACCUGAGCUAUUCUGUACAGGAGGAGCUGAAGCGCGGAUCUGUUAUUGGGAAUGUCGCCAAGGAUCUCGGACUGGAGGUGGGCAGACUAUCUGCUCGCAAAGCUCGUGUUGACAUGGAAGGAAACGAAAGACAAUAUUGCGGGAUCAACCUUCGAAGCGGGGAUUUAGUCGUUGCGGAAAGAAUAGACAGAGAGGAGCAUUGCGGAGAAAAGCCUUCAUGUGUUCUUAAAUUCGAGCUGCUAUUAGAGAAUCCACUGGAGUUACACCGAUUGUCCCUGCAGGUGCAGGACGUGAACGACAAUGCACCAAUUUUCCCGAAGGAUGUUAUAAAGCUUGACAUUAGAGAAUCAGCUGACAAAGGAGCGAAGUAUCGCAUUAAUGCAGCACAUGACGCUGAUAUAGGCAAGAAUUCAGUUGAAAGCUACAUUUUGCAACAAAACCCCCACUUUGUGUUCAGUAUUCAGACGACAAAUGCUGGCAGUAAAUACGGUGAGUUGGUUUUAGAUAAGGAGUUAGACCGGGAGGAGCAGCAGGAAAUGAAAUUAUUGCUCACAGCUGUGGAUGGUGGUUCUCCUCAGAGAUCCGGGACUGUAGUCAUACACGUCGUUGUGCUUGAUGCUAAUGAUAACGCCCCGGUGUUUACUGAGGCCGUAUAUACAGCCACGAUACCGGAAAGCUCCCCUUUUCAUACUCCAGUUAUCACUGUAAGUGCAUCAGAUGCAGAUGAAGGUGCCAACGGAGAGGUUACGUAUGAAUUUAGCCGAAUAUCAGAUAAAUCACGAAACCUUUUUUCACUAGAUGAGAAGACUGGAGAAAUCAGUGUGUCUGGUGACAUAGAUUAUGAAGAGGGAUCGAAAUAUGAAGUGUUAGUUGAGGCCAAAGAUGGUUAUGGCCUCUCUUCAGAAGCAAAAGUAAUUAUUGAUAUCACUGAUGUGAACGACAACGCCCCAGUUAUAUAUCUGAAAUCACUCAGUAGUCCCAUACCUGAGAACGCGUCACCUGGUACAGAGGUGGGCAUCAUUAACGUGCAGGACAGAGACUCUGAGAGUAACGGGCAGGUCCGCUGCUCCAUUCAGCAAAACGCCCCCUUUAAAUUGGUUCCUUCUAUUAAAAACUAUUAUUCUCUGGUGACCACAGGACAACUGGACCGUGAACUAGUGUCUGAUUACAACAUUACAAUCACCGCCACUGACGAGGGCUCUCCACCUCUGUCCUCCUCUAAAACUGUUCAGUUAUCUGUAGCAGACAUCAACGACAACCCACCGGUGUUUGAGGAACAGUCCUACAGCGCAUAUGUGACUGAAAAUAACAAACCUGGCUCCUCUUUAUGUUCCGUUAGUGCUCGAGACCCCGACUGGAGACAAAACGGUACAGUGAUUUAUUCUCUGUUACCCGGUGAGGUGAACGGUGCCCCGGUGUCCUCCUAUCUGUCUGUUAACGGAGACACGGGGGUGAUCCACGCUGUGAGGUCGUUUGAUUAUGAACAGUUCAGGAGUUUUAAAGUCCACGUGAUGGCCAGAGACAACGGUUCUCCUCCGCUCAGCAGCAACGUGACCGUCAGUGUCUUCAUAUCGGAUGUGAACGACAACUCUCCUCAGAUACUGUACCCCGCCCCGGAGGGCAACUCCUUCAUGACCGAGCUGGUCCCCAAAGCUGCACACGGAGGCUCUCUGGUGUCCAAAGUGAUAGCGGUGGACGCGGACUCCGGACAGAACGCCUGGCUGUCCUAUCAUAUAGUCAAAUCCACCGAUCCGGGACUUUUCACUAUCGGUGUCCACAGCGGAGAGAUCAGGACCCAGCGGGACAUUUCUGAGUCUGACAGCAUGAAACAGAACCUUAUUGUGGCAGUGAAAGAUAACGGACAGCCCUCUCUCUCUGCCACCUGCUCCAUGUAUUUACUUAUUUCUGAUAACUUGGCUGAGGUGCCAGAACUGAAGGACAUUUCUUAUGAUGAGAAGAACUCCAAGCUGACCUCAUACCUGAUCAUCGCGCUGGUGUCUGUGUCCACCUUUUUCCUGACCUUCAUUAUCAUCAUCCUGGGUGUGAGGUUUUGUCGCAGGAGAAAGCCCAGACUGUUGUUUGAUGGAGCAGUCGCCAUCCCCAGCGCUUAUCUCCCUCCUAAUUACGCAGAUGUUGACGGCACAGGAACUUUACGCAGCACCUACAAUUAUGACGCCUACCUGACAACGGGUUCUAGGACCAGCGACUUUAAGUUCGUGUCAUCUUACAAUGACAACACACUGCCUGCUGACCAGACUCUGAGGAAAAGUCCAACAGACUUUGCCGAUUCGUUUGGGGAUUGUGAUGACUCUCCUGAGGUAGGAACCGAUGUCACAUAUCAUAUGACUCAUUCAAACCUUCGUCAUCCGGACGAAGGUUUCGUCCGGAUGCUUUAG
Micropterus salmoides (largemouth bass) is the source of this 5002-nucleotide messenger RNA. RefSeq lists its product as uncharacterized. Gene Ontology annotation, molecular function: calcium ion binding. Gene Ontology annotation, cellular component: plasma membrane. The transcript has 2 exons. Gene Ontology annotation, biological process: homophilic cell-cell adhesion. The record is from RefSeq and is a predicted model, not a curated record. Lineage: Eukaryota; Metazoa; Chordata; Actinopteri; Centrarchiformes; Centrarchidae. The coding region runs from base 113 to 5002 and encodes 1629 amino acids.